AUGCCGAAAUACGUGAGGCGCCAACCACUGCUUGAACGCAUCAAAGCCUAUCUCAAUCCUUACGACUUCCUCUUGUGGCUGUCAGAAGAAAUCGAAUCCAAUGGAUGGGAUCAAUUAGAAAAAGAAUGGGCUAUUCCCAUCGGAUUUAGUCUCAAUCUCAUCUUCCUCAUCGCCCGGGCCAACUCCAACUCAUCUCCAGUCUACGAUGAUGUCUUUGGAGAUGUCCCAGGUGUCGCAUGGACAUCAUGGCUGGCCAGUUUUACCGUCCACUUCCUCUCCCUCCUCUCACUUGUGAAUGCUUUCUACACAUUCUUUCGGAAAAAACACUACCGACUGUUCGAAAGUUCCGUUGAUGUUGUGCCGAGCACUCCUUCUGCCAAACGCGUUCGGGUCGACUCAUCGCCUGUCUCGUCCUCACCUCUUCAAUUCCUCUCAAAUCUCCUCGGAACAGAAUCAGCCCAGUCCAGAGCCCACCCUGAUGCAGUCAGAGAUGUCUGGGAGGUGGCCGUCUGGGACCCUCUCCCUGUCUCUCUUCGUUUGUUCUGUUAUUUCAGUCCGGGCCAUGUCUUCAUUUACUGCCUUUUCUUGCCCACCUCUCAAUCAGAUCCUCGUCCAAGUGUUACAAUCUUCAAGACGAUUCUAUUAAUCUUAGUCGCUACUCUACAACUUUCAAUGCUGCAGUCCAACUAUUCCGCUCAAAUCAAGGAUACAGCCUACAUCUCCAAGGAAGUCCUCCAUGAAUAUGAUACAAAAUUUGUCAGACCAAGGACACAGCCACUAUACAGAGAUGUGGGUACGCAGUUCUCUGAGCAGGCAUCAUACAGCGCUCCACGCGAUAUUCAGUACAAUACUGUCGACACAUAUACUCCAAUGUUCGUCAUAAACCGUGGCUUCAAAACCAAUUCAAAUCCCAGUUAUUCUCAGCAUACAGAUCCAGAUGGGCUAGCUCAAGACUCCAAUCUUCGCCAACGUCUUACAACUCCAGACUUCCGAUCUCCAGCCCAACGUUCUGAGAUAGGCUCCAGCAUGCGACCACUGGGUAACAUUCGUCAACCAAAUUUUCGGCCCACUUCCUCGGGUGGUGAAGGUGGCAGUCUCGGUGUUUACUCACACGCCGCAUCUCCUCUUCGGAAGAGCGCUUCAACCAACUUUACUUCCAGAAACCCAAAUGCUCAACUGAGGGAACGCACUACCAUGAGUCCUGAAAAGCGGUCAGUCAGUCCGGAAAAGCGAAUGAGUGUACCGACCGGGGGAAUGAACAAUCUCGCUGCAUCGCAAAGAUGGGGGCAUCUUCAGCCAGAUAGGCAGAGGAGGGAGAGUGGUCGAUUCUAG
Messenger RNA from Exophiala bonariae, 1332 nucleotides. RefSeq lists its product as uncharacterized. The transcript has 2 exons. NCBI's taxonomy places the organism in Eukaryota, Fungi, Ascomycota, Eurotiomycetes, Chaetothyriales, Herpotrichiellaceae. The record is from RefSeq and is a predicted model, not a curated record. The coding region runs from base 1 to 1332 and encodes 443 amino acids. Gene Ontology annotation, biological process: regulation of exit from mitosis; maintenance of rDNA.